Schistosoma bovis is the source of this 567-nucleotide messenger RNA. Lineage: Eukaryota; Metazoa; Platyhelminthes; Trematoda; Strigeidida; Schistosomatidae. The record is from the annotation of a GenBank genome assembly.
AUAUAGUGUAUGGAGUAAUAUACAUAUAUAGAUAGAUAGAUAUAGAUUUAUAUUUAUUUUCCCAUACUUAUUUAAGUAACAAAACAAGUUUUUUUCCUCAAAAUGAUCCGGCUAUUAACUGUUAUCAUAUAUAUGUUUGCGAUCAGUUCAAAUGCAAAUCCACAUGGUUAUUUGAAAAGUGAAGUACCUGAAGCAGUAUUAGAUUCAAAUUCAUUCAUUGAUAAUAGUCCAUAUUAUUAUCAAAGAUCACAUAUUCCUAAAUGGUGGAAAAUAAUGAAUGAAAAACGUUGGUUUCCUAUCAAAGAAUUUCGUGGUGGAUUAAUGGAAGUUUAAUUAAUUAAAAUCUAUUUCAUAAAUGUUAAUUUCUAUAAGUUAAACAUUAAAAAAAUAAUUAAAUAAAAUUAUUCUUGCAAAUGAUCUUUAUGCUUUUUGUUGUUGUAAUUUAUGAUAUGAAGAUUAAUUUUCUUAUAUUAAUCUUUGAAUAGGCGAGACUAUAAUUUAUGGAUGAACUAAUCAGAUAUAAGAUAAAAGGUAUCAGAUUAUGACACGAAAUUCACUCAUCCAUUU